CCCUCGCCUGGAGAAGACGUAGCGACCCUGCCUGCCCUGUCACCCCCGACUGAUGGAACUCAUGGACAGACAUAACCUAGCUACUGCCGCGGUUACUGCUAGGCCACGCGCAGUCUACAGCAUAGACCAGAUACUGGGCAACAACCGUCAAAUUGAAGAGUCCAAGGAAGUGACGGCCACUGGAGACCUGGAGGCCGGAGGAUCGGCUGCCGAAGACUGUGGGCCAACAGAUGACGAUGUCAAGCCCAGGAAAAUACGCCGCAGCAGAACCACAUUCACAACUUAUCAACUGCAUCAACUGGAGCGCGCCUUCGACAAGACUCAGUAUCCCGACGUGUUCACCCGGGAGGAGUUAGCGAUGCGGCUGGACCUCAGCGAAGCUAGAGUACAGGUAUGGUUUCAAAACCGGCGAGCGAAGUGGCGGAAGAGGGAAAAGGCGCUCGGUCGAGAGACAUCAAGCUACAUGCACCCUGAGGCGCAAGGGUUCCCUCCGGAGUUGGCUGUUCACGCACAGCUCGGGAUGCCCCCUAUGGCCCCUGACCCCUUCUGGCCUGCCCUAGGCUUCAACCCCGCAGCUAUGUUCGGGUUGUGGAAUAAGUCAGCGCCACUACACAACUUGCUAUCCCACUACAUGUUGACCGGCGGGGGGCUGCCGGUCUUGGGGGCGCCGUUCCCUCCCCCGCGCACGCCUCCUGGACCAGAACCCCCCGCCAGUCCGAGCCCCCCUGCCUCCCCCACGUCACCCUCCUCCACCGCCGACUCCAGGAGCCACAGCAUCCAUGCGCUACGACUACGCGCUAAAGAGCACCUCCUGGACAGACGACUCUGUGUACCUGGACCUUCCACCUCGCCUUCGUCAAUCCCCCACCAGGACUCGUAGAAUUUCUAAUUUCCCUAUCAUCAAUUGGAUUAUGGCCAUUAACAAAAUCUACCCGAUAAACAACACUCAAUUUACCUCAUUAAUAUUAUUAUAUAUUGCUAUCCAGGAAAUAAGUCUAAAAUAGUUUUCUAUUUAUAACUCAAGAAGAAAAAUAACUUAACUUCCUAUUAAUACGCUCUUUAAACGUAAAGAAAUAAGUUAUUUCUAACUUAAAUUCAGAUCUUAAACCUAUAAAAUAAACAACAUGUAAUGUUCUGCAAGUACUGUAUCUUAAAGCAUUUUCAAUGCCUCGUCAAAAGCCUUCUUCCUUUAUCUGUAAACUUUGUCGACAAUGUCAACAUUUAGUAUUAUGUAGCUCGUGAUAAUAGUGAUACGUAAUUUUAUUACAUUUAUUUCAUGUUCGGUUUGAAAAACUGAACAAGUCAUUUAACUUUUUGUAUGAUAAUUAUGUAAAUAAUAUAGGUGUAGAAACUGUUGUUUUAGUAGUCAAAUAAAUGUUGUUAGUAUCGUUCAA
Messenger RNA from Homalodisca vitripennis (glassy-winged sharpshooter), 1394 nucleotides. Its product is annotated as aristaless-related homeobox protein-like. Gene Ontology annotation, molecular function: DNA-binding transcription factor activity, RNA polymerase II-specific; RNA polymerase II transcription regulatory region sequence-specific DNA binding. The record is from RefSeq and is a predicted model, not a curated record. The transcript is spliced from 4 exons. Gene Ontology annotation, biological process: regulation of transcription by RNA polymerase II. Lineage: Eukaryota; Metazoa; Arthropoda; Insecta; Hemiptera; Cicadellidae. The coding region runs from base 53 to 880 and encodes 275 amino acids.